AUGCGGAAGGUUGCUUCCAAGAAAAAGAAGAAAGCACCGAGCAGUGAAGUUGAUUUGAAUUGUGGAGACCCUCUCAUCAGUUCCCUGCAGAGACUGCAUCUAGGCAAGAUGGUGCAUCCUGCCGACUCGGCCCGGCAAGUCCUUACAAGCCGCUUCGAGGAGAACAUUACGCCUCCACUGACAUUUGCCAACGACGUCAAUCAGAGACGGCUGCAUGGAAAAUUCCAGUUUACUGAUCAGUACAUCAUUCGAGAAGGCAUUAAGAUGGCCUCUCCAAGCAAGAACACCGGCUGUUCCUGUGCCGACUGUGACCAAUCGACAUGCGAGUGCUUCACCAAAACUGUCCCUGAUGAGGUGGGAAGGGGCACACAUGAGGAGCAAGUCCGCACCUACGUCCGACGACCGGACGGCCUUGUUGUUCUAUCCAAUGAAUAUAUUGAUCGGGAAUUAAACCCGGAGGGAAAACACCGGUUUGCAGUGGCCGAGUGCAACGAUUUGUGUACUUGCGGAGCCGACUGUUGGAACCGGGUAGUCUCGAAGGGACGCACCGUGCCACUCGAGAUCUUCCAGACUGCCAAAUGUGGGUUCGGCGUUCGGUCGUCUCAGGAUAUUCACAAGGGUCAAUUCAUCCAGCGGUACCUGGGCGAAAUCAUCACCGAGGCGGAACUACGUCGCCGCGAGGACACGGCCGACGAAGGCGACUCGAGCUACAUCUACUCACUAGACUGGUUCGCGGCGAUCAAUGACAAACAGUACCACGUGGAUGGUAAAUACUUUGGCUCAGCCAUGCGCUUUGUCAACCACAGCUGCAACCCUAACGUGCGAUGUAUCGCCGUCCAACAACAUAAAGGCGAUAAGAAGGUCUAUAACCUGGCUAUUUUCGCCAUCAAGGACAUCAAAGCUGGCGUGGAGAUCCGCAUCGAUUACCAGGCAAGACCAGCCAGUAGUGAGGGCAGCGACGCUGAGGCCGAAGCUGAAGCCCAAGGAGGCAGCGAAGGCGACGAGGAACUAGUGCGGUGUUAUUGCGGCGAGAAAAACUGCCGCAAGUAUCUGUGGCCGUCGAGCGCCAAAGAACGACGACGAAGGAGACGCAUUUCGGAUUGA
Molecule: messenger RNA, 1104 nt
Organism: Capronia epimyces CBS 606.96
Lineage: Eukaryota; Fungi; Ascomycota; Eurotiomycetes; Chaetothyriales; Herpotrichiellaceae
Exons: 1
Coding region: 1-1104 (367 amino acids)
Cellular component (GO): nucleus
Molecular function (GO): zinc ion binding; histone methyltransferase activity; protein binding
Source: RefSeq, a predicted model, not a curated record